Molecule: messenger RNA, 1527 nt
Organism: Stylonychia lemnae
Lineage: Eukaryota; Ciliophora; Spirotrichea; Sporadotrichida; Oxytrichidae
Source: the annotation of a GenBank genome assembly
AUGUCCUCCAACACACUUAUUUCAAAUAAAUUCCUUAUAUUUUUUGCAAUCUAAAUAUGCCUUGGGUAGUCCUAAUUCUCUUUUUACGGAAUUGAUGAGGAGUUAGUUUAAUAAAGUAAAAUCUAUUUGAAAUAAUAAUAAAUAUUUAGUUUCUAGAUAAAAGUAAUUAGAGUCAGAGGAACUUCAAAAUCAAAGUAAUUAUUCAUUUUAAUUGACAUAGAGAGAAGCUUUGUAUUUGACUUAUCGUAUUCAAGCUAGAAUGAAUAUCUAUCUUAAAUUGUAAUAGGCAGUGAGAAUAUCCAGAACUAAAUAUCAUUCGACACCACGCUGUAGAAUUAUUUGUAUGUGAAGAGUAAAGAUUGCUUAAAUUGCACUUAUAAUAAUCCUGAGGAGCCUUAAUAUGAUCCAAUAGCAUCAACUUCACAUGACUCUGAAGACGAGCAUCAGCAUAUUAAGUCCUCUGGAAAGUAUAGAUUUAAUUCAAAGACUUUUAUCGAUGAUGUUAGCAUAGACCAAGGAUUAUAGUUACAAGCUAAACAAAUUAAAUUUGAAGUAGUUGACACAUUUAAUGACUUAGUUCUCUAGCAAUUUCAUACAAAUUCGAUACUUGGUCUAGCUCCAUCAAGAUUGCAUGACGAGAAUUAAUUCAUUUAUCAGCUUAAGCAAAAGUAAUUGAUUGAUUAGAAAAUAGUAUCCCUUCUGAUAGGGAAUGAUAGCAUUAAAUCUACAAUUGAAAUAGGCGGAUAUAAUCAGAGUUUGCUAUUACAAGGGGAUUAAUAGAAAGGCUAUGGGCUUCAUUGGAUUAAAACAAUAAGUGAUAAUUAAUGGUAAUUUGAAAUACAAGAGAUUUAUUAUGGUGGCUUUUCAUUCUAUAAUUCAUUCCUCACUCUUAGUAUAUUAGACUCUGCCUAACCUUACAUUAUAAUGCCAAAUAAGACAUUCUAAGUUUUUCUUGGAAUGAUUAAAAAGAUAGAUGAGAAUGUAAAAUGUCUAGACGAGAUCUGCAAGAUACAUCGACCCUGUGAGUCAUUCGCUAAAAGAUUGGAUCCGAUUAGGUUGUAACUUGAUGACUUUAAUAUGUUUGGAAUUCCAGCUUAAGAAUAUCUUAUCUAAGAUAGAGAAAACUCUUCAUAAUGUAUAUUAGGUCUUACAACAAAUUAAUAUGUAACUUAGUAGAAUACUUUCAUUCUUGGUCAUGUGUUCAUGAGAUUAUUCUAUACUGUUUUAGAUUUUGAAAACAACAAGAUUGGGUUAGGACUGCAUCUAAAUUCUGGGGGUUAUGUCGAGCCAGUAAAAAGUUAUAGGAUAUAUAUGAUAAUUCUGAUCAUUAUUGUGGUUUUGCUUAUGGUGCUAGCUGCUUUGCUUGGAUUUAAGAUGUACAAAUAAAGACAAAUUAAGAGACUUGCUGAAAAUGAAGCAAGAAUAUUGAAGAGUAAUUCAAUGAAUGCAGCUGCUGCCAGUGAAUUAUCACAUAUACAUAGGUAGAGUUUACUUGAAGGAAGAAGUAGCAAUCUGAAUAAGUAUUGA